This is a messenger RNA of Eremothecium sinecaudum, 1005 nucleotides long. It is a transcript of the gene TMA46, whose product is annotated as translation machinery-associated protein TMA46. Gene Ontology annotation, molecular function: metal ion binding; mRNA binding. The record is from RefSeq and is a predicted model, not a curated record. Bases 1 to 1005 code for a protein of 334 amino acids. Gene Ontology annotation, cellular component: cytosol. The transcript has a single exon. NCBI's taxonomy places the organism in Eukaryota, Fungi, Ascomycota, Saccharomycetes, Saccharomycetales, Saccharomycetaceae. Gene Ontology annotation, biological process: cytoplasmic translation.
AUGCCGCCCAAAAAGAAGCAAAAUGAGCCCAAAAAGAAGAAGGAUAACGUUGAUAAAACGUUUGGUAUGAAGAAUAAAAAUAAGUCUACCAAGGUCCAAAAGUUCAUCAAGCAGGUUCAGUCUCAGAGUGACCCUCAAAAGGAGGAAUUGAAGCGGAAGAAGUUGGAAGAAAAGAAGCUAAAGGAAGCUGCAGAGGCUGAGCGUCGUGCAUUGUUUAAUCCUGUGCUUGACCAGAAAGUUAAGGCGGGUGUUGAUCCAAAAACUGUUCUUUGUGCAUUAUUUAAGUUAGGAAACUGUAACAAGGGUGCUCGCUGUAAGUUUUCGCACGAUCCUAACGUUGGUCGUAGGGUGGAAAAGCGUGAUUUGUACCAGGAUGCGAGAAGUGAGAAGGAAAACGAUACUAUGGACAACUGGGAUGAGGAAAAAUUGCGGAGUGUUAUUUUGUCCAAGCAUGGUAAUCCAAGAACUACCACGGAUAAGGUGUGCAAAUACUUUAUUGAGGCUGUGGAGAACGGGAAGUACGGUUGGUUUUGGAUUUGUCCUAAUAACGGCGACAAAUGUAUGUACAAGCAUUCUCUACCGGAGGGUUUCGUUCUAAAAACCAAGGAGCAGAAGAGAUUGGAAAGAGAGGCGUUGGAGAACCAGCCAAAAAUUACAUUGGAAGAGUUUAUUGAAACGGAACGUGAGAAGUUGGACAAGACGAAAUUGACCCCUAUCACCGUCACUAACUUCGCUGAAUGGAAGUUAAAGCACAUGAAAGAGAAAGAAAACAGCGAAAAGGAAUACAACAGCAAAAAGAAGCCGUCUGGUCGGGAAGUUCUAUUAAAGAAAUAUAUGGAAGAUAACAAGUUUACAUUUGAUGAGGAAGCUAAUGAUAUAAACGGUACUACAUGGGAUUUGUCUGAAUUCACCAAGGCCUUGCGCAGUGAGCAGCUGUCUGAUGGUAUUAAAGACUUUGGAGAUGGUUCAAAUCCUACUUUUGAGAUUAAGAAAAAAUCUGAAUAG